AUGAAUUGCAGCUGUUGUUCACAAACUCAAGUUGAAAAUCCUGCUCCCACUGUGUCUGUACUCGAAGAAAACGUUGAAGAUGGUGAUAUAUUACAAGAAAUUGGAAAUGCUCAGUAUACACUAGAGUUUCUUCGUCAAGUUAUUCAACAAUCAUCUAGGGUUAUUGAUGAAGCACCUCCAGCCUAUGAAGAUUUUGAUAAAUAUCCUAGAUUAAGUAAAUAUCAGGCCUCGGUAAAAGACUCAAAUCCGGUUAAACCAUGUACCCAACAACCUCGACAAUUUUCACAGCUUGAUUCUGAUCAACAUGUAAACUCAUCAACAGUCUCAUGGAUAGAACCAUAUCCGAAACCACAAGGUGAUCCACCACCUGCCUUUUUCAACUGGCUUCGUAAUCGAUUUGGUUCUUUACGUCAAAGCAUUAUGAGUCGUUUAUCAAGUCAAAGUAACCAAUUACAAGGUUCUUCGGUUUUCAGUAUACAUGAUAAUUCUAGUUUUCCAGUUUCAUCAACUGUCAAUAUUCCGGAACCAUCAAAUUCAGUGUUUCCUGCACAAUUAUCUGGGGCAGUAGAGCCAAAGCUUUUGGAAUUAAAUGAUUCAAAAAUGACACGUUUAUCAUCAUCAUCAUCAUCUUCACGAUCCAGUGCAUCAUCAAUAGUUUGUGCAACUGAUGAACAGACUAUGAUAGGAGUAUCUACCAUAUCAUCGAGUAGUCAUAGUAAUCAAAUAUCAAAUUCUAGUUGUACAAAUGUACCUCAGAGAACUUUAAUAGUACGUGAUUAUGACAUAGAACAAAAUGAUAGUCACGAUGAUACUGACGAAAUCAAUCAGUCUACGACUCAUUAA
Schistosoma rodhaini is the source of this 843-nucleotide messenger RNA. NCBI's taxonomy places the organism in Eukaryota, Metazoa, Platyhelminthes, Trematoda, Strigeidida, Schistosomatidae. The record is from the annotation of a GenBank genome assembly.